AGGAGUUUGAGUGACGGCUUUGAUGCACACGAGGGUAUUUGUGAACGAAAGGAAGCGUUAUAAAUUUUAAAGUUUCACUCCUACCGAAGCCGCGGAAGAUGCCCUCAGACGCCAAGAAGAAGCAACAGCAAAAGAAAAAGGAAGCAGCAAAGGCCAGACAGACUGGUCGAAAAGCAGCUGGAAGCAAUAAAACUGAGAAUGGUUUGACUGAGAAAGAACAUAGCCCUACUCCUGAUCAGCCAGAAAUGAAUGGCAGUGGCGAGAAUGGAACCGAUUUCAGUACAGAAGAGGCAUUGUGCAGGAAGCUGGAGGCAGAUGCAAAGCUCAAUGCAGAGGCUCGUGCUUGCACUGGGAGUUUGGCAGUUCAUCCUCGGAGUCGUGAUGUGAAGAUCGACAAUCUCUCUAUCUCAUUUCAUGGCCACGAACUGCUCCAGGACACCACACUGGAGUUGAAUUGUGGACGACGAUAUGGUCUCUUAGGACUUAAUGGCUCUGGCAAAUCAACUUUGCUCUCUGUGCUUGGGAAUCGUGAAGUUCCAAUUCCAGAGCAUAUUGACAUCUUUCAUCUAACUCGAGAGAUGCCCGCGUCUGAUAAGACAGCACUGCAGUGUGUUAUGGAAGUGGAUGAGGAGAGAAUUAGACUGGAGAAGCUUGCAGAAGAACUUGUAUCUUGUGAUGAUGAUGAAUCCCAGGAGCAGUUGAUGGAUGUUUAUGAGCGUUUAGAUGACAUCAGUGCUGAUACAGCAGAGGCACGCGCUGCCUGGAUUCUUCAUGGUCUGGGGUUCACGAAGGAGAUGCAGGCUAAGAAAACUAAGGAUUUUUCAGGAGGUUGGCGCAUGCGUAUUGCUCUGGCACGAGCGCUGUAUGUAACACCCCAUCUUCUGCUUCUAGAUGAACCAACAAAUCACUUGGAUUUGGACGCAUGUGUGUGGUUGGAAGAGGAGUUAAAAACGUACAAGCGAAUCUUGGUGAUCAUAUCACACUCACAGGACUUCCUCAAUGGGGUCUGCACCAAUAUCAUUCAUCUCGACAAGAAACGUCUCAAGUACUACACUGGCAAUUAUGAAGCAUUUGUUCGAACUCGCUUGGAACUGCUGGAGAAUCAGAUGAAGCAGUACAACUGGGAACAGGAUCAGAUUUCUCAUAUGAAGAACUACAUUGCACGGUUUGGUCACGGAUCAGCAAAGCUUGCCCGACAAGCUCAGAGUAAGGAAAAAACACUUGCCAAAAUGGUGGCACAGGGUCUGACUGAGAAAGUGACCAGUGAUAAGACGGUUCACUUCUAUUUCCCAUCAUGUGGCAGCAUUCCUCCACCCGUCAUUAUGGUACAGAAUGUUAGUUUCCGGUACUCAGACUCAACUCCUUGGAUAUACAAGAAUCUGGAAUUUGGUAUUGACCUGGACACAAGGCUGGCCCUGGUAGGUCCCAACGGAGCAGGCAAGAGUACACUGCUGAAGCUGCUGUGUGGAGAAUUGAUUCCUACAGAGGGCAUGAUCCGGAAGAACUCCCAUCUGCGGUUUGCUCGCUAUCACCAGCAUCUUCACGAGCUUCUGGACUUGGAUCAAUCACCCCUUGAAUACAUGAUGCAGUCGUUCCCAGAGGUGAAAGAAAAGGAGGAGAUGAGGAAGAUCAUUGGGCGAUAUGGACUUACUGGCCGACAACAGGUGUGUCCAAUCAGACAGCUAAGCGAUGGUCAGCGUUGUCGUGUUGUGUUUGCAUACCUGGCCUGGCAGGCGCCCCACCUUUUACUACUAGAUGAGCCUACCAAUCAUUUGGACAUGGAGACCAUUGAUGCGCUGGCUGAUGCUAUCAAUGACUUUGAGGGUGGCAUGGUACUUGUCAGCCAUGACUUCAGGCUUAUCAGUCAGGUUGCUGAGGAGAUAUGGGUAUGUGAGAAUGGAACGGUGACCAAGUGGCAGGGCGACAUUCAAACAUACAAGGAACAUCUCAAGGAGAAGAUUGUCAAAGACAAAGCAUCCAGCAAGAAGCAAUUUAAAUAAUCUUCUAGGUUCACUUAAUAAAUAUGAAAUAGGGAGGUAAAAUGAUCACGGUAUUUAAAGCAUGGCAUGAGAACUAUAAAAUUAUGAGUUGAAAGGAUGUGAUAUUUAUGUGUUUACAUAGACAUUUGGUACCACUGAGUUCCUAACCAUGAGUAGACACACAGAAAGUACCAUUUUUGGGCUGAGGUGGUAGAAGUGUUAACAUCAACUUGAAACCAACAAAGGAACCUGCGUUCUGUACAGUAUUGUACCGACGUCAUUAAAAGUCUUGCUGCUACAAGCUGCUGCUGCUAAAAUAUUUGUGUGUGUGAGCUCUAGGCUGUAUCCUUAGGUAGGUCACACACCGGCAUGUGUCAAGACACGAUGUCUGUGACAUGACACAAAGAAAGGGGCACAGUUGAAACGAAUGAGAUUAUGAAAACCACCG
Messenger RNA from Cryptotermes secundus, 2427 nucleotides. Its product is annotated as ATP-binding cassette sub-family F member 2. The record is from RefSeq and is a predicted model, not a curated record. Bases 99 to 2000 code for a protein of 633 amino acids. The transcript has 12 exons. Lineage: Eukaryota; Metazoa; Arthropoda; Insecta; Blattodea; Kalotermitidae. Gene Ontology annotation, molecular function: ATP binding; ATP hydrolysis activity.